Thecamonas trahens ATCC 50062 is the source of this 1739-nucleotide messenger RNA. RefSeq lists its product as uncharacterized. Bases 36 to 1688 code for a protein of 550 amino acids. Lineage: Eukaryota; Apusomonadida; Apusomonadidae. The record is from RefSeq and is a predicted model, not a curated record. The transcript is spliced from 3 exons. Gene Ontology annotation, cellular component: cytoplasm; plasma membrane.
UCCAGUCGACACGGUAGCCGGCACACUCUCUCGCCAUGGCCGCCGCGAGAAUGACCAAAGGCAAGGCGCAGCCUUCGCCCCGAGAGUUGUACCAAAACGUGUUUGUUGAGGGCGAGGGCUUUGAGGUCGUCCGUGACCGGCUACAGACCACCAUUCACGUGGUAGAGGAGCUGGCUACCUUUGCAAAGGCCGCCGCCGCUGCGCAGAGCAAGUACGGACGCUCACUGACCAAGUGCCCACCGGUCCUUACUGCCCUCGAUUCGUUGGGCGAGACCAGCUCGAGCGCGUGGCGCGAGGUCCGCAGGGAGUGGGACCGCAUGGCCGAGAAGAUUCUGGUCUAUGCCGACAAGCUCGAGUGCGACGUUGCCGGCGAGCUGAACGACCUGUGCGAGGUGGCCAAGUAUGAGCUCCGCGCUGCUGACAAGGCCGGGGCCAAGUUCGACAAGGCACACGCCAAGGCCAUUGCUGACGUCCGCAAGAAACGCGAGGCCUUUCACAAGGACACCGCCGCCGUUGCCGCCGCGCUCGAGGCGCUCAAGAUUGCUCUAGAGUCGGAGAACGACAAGGCGGCCAAGAAGGCCAAGAAAAAGGCGAGCGCCACCGUGGCCGCCGCGCGCAAAGCCGAGCUUGCUUACACUCAGAGCCUGCUCGACAUGCAGAUCCGCACCGAGCAGUACUACCGCGCAAAGGCGUAUGUCGUCUCCAAGAUCAACGCCGCUGAGGUCGACGCCCGCGACGGCAUCCGCAAGUACACCGUCGCCUUGCUCACCACCCUCUCCUCGUUUUAUGAGCAUGCUGGCAAUCAUGUGGCGUGCGCUGCCGAUAAGGCUUGUCUUGCUCGCCCCGAGCGCGACCUCACCCACUGGGUUUCCAUCUCGCAGACCGGCCGCGUCCGCUCCUUCGAGGCCUAUCUCGCUCCGCCCGGCCCGGCACUGUGCGACUGCGAGACUGAGCUCGCGGAGCUCGACGCCGACAUUCUUGAGCAGCUCGAUCCGCGCCCAGAGCUGCCGGACAUAGCACACCUGCCGAGCCUCAACACGGCGCCGCCAAACACCGCCGACGUUGUCUUUGACGCAGGGGCCUUUGACACUAUCGACGCCAUUGCAAAGUCGUCGACCCGCGUCAAGAAGCGCGCCACGUCCAUUGCCCUAGAUCUCGGCAUGCUCAAGGCUGCGGUGGCCCAGGCCCAGGCCUCGGCGCCAAGUUCGGCUGUCUCGUCGGCGCCGAGCUCGACUCCGUCGUCGCGCUCAACUUCGCCGACACCAGAGCUCGCUAGCAUCGAAGAGCAAGCGAGUCUCUCACCGCGCGCUCUCUCGUCGUCGUCAUCGCUUACGCCGCCUCCGCCGUCGCCAGCCACGCCACCGGCCGAUUCUUCCCCGGUCCCGCCGCCAAUUCCGCCGCGCCCAUCGCUAGUGCUCUCGGCGCCACCGCCGCUCGCGCCGAGCGUCCGCCACUCGAUGACCUCGCUCGACGCCUUUUCAUCAUCUGCACACAUCAAGGGCGAACUUUUGGCUGUCCGGGCACUGCUAGAUCGGACGGCCGCCCCCCCGGUAUCGAGCACAGCUCAGCGGCCGCAAGCACCUGCGCCGGCCGCGCCGCCGCCCAUUCCACCCAAGCCUGUUGCGGAGCUCGACCCGGAGACGCUGACGGCCGAAAUGGACGCCAUUCUCGACGAAAUCCUGCCGUGACCUGGUUGGCUCGCGCACAUGCACUUUCAACAUUACACACAUACACUACGC